AUGAGCGUCCACACCGGGGAGAAACCUUUUACCUGCUUGUUCUGCGGCCAAGGGUUCGCUCAGAAGUCCUGUUUGUCAAAACAUGCCAGAAUACACACCGGAGAGAAACCGUAUUUCUGUUCAGUCUGCAACAAAAGUUUCAACGAGAGUCCAGAACUGGACCGACACAUGGGACGACACGCGCGGAAAACCCCUUUGUCGUGUUCGCUCUGCGGCCUGAGUUUUAUCCGAAACGCAGAUUUGAGGAUCCACACGAAGAGGCAUCAGGGAGAGAAACCUUUCCCCUGUUCAGUCUGCGGCGUCGCUUUUGUACGCAAUGCAGAGUUGAGGAGACACGAGAGGACGCACACUGGAGAGAAGGUGUUCAGCUGCCAGCUGUGCCAGGAAAGGUUCUCCUACAAAUACCAGCUGAAGAAACACUCGUGUGGUGAUGAAGACUUGAAGUCAACUCUCACGCUUUAA
Molecule: messenger RNA, 462 nt
Organism: Nerophis lumbriciformis (worm pipefish)
Lineage: Eukaryota; Metazoa; Chordata; Actinopteri; Syngnathiformes; Syngnathidae
Source: RefSeq, a predicted model, not a curated record